Molecule: messenger RNA, 1425 nt
Organism: Cladocopium goreaui
Lineage: Eukaryota; Dinophyceae; Suessiales; Symbiodiniaceae
Source: the annotation of a GenBank genome assembly
AUGCAUAUCAUAAUAUGUAUAGAUCGAUCUGCACUUUUCCACACACAAAUCCCUGGAGAAAAAAUCUGGGUCAAGGCCUGCGGCGGCGGCUUGCGAGAGGCCACUGCGUUUCGCUACUACUCCGAGCCGCUGUUAGUGGGUGAUGCCGCAGGACAGGUGAAAGGCUAUCCUUUACCACGAACUGCGAGUCGAUAUUCCGUGGACAGCAACUGCGGCUUGCUGGGCGUGAAUCUCACAAUUGAUGGCAAUACAGGUGAGUUGCGAUUGGUGCCAGGUUGUAGCUCAGUGGGUUGUGGUCAUAUGAUCAGCGAUUUUAUGAUCACCUGCACGAUCACAGCGCAUGAAGGCUCGCUGGAAGCAUCAACGCAGAUGAUGAUCACAGGAUCCCGCUUCAUGGUCUGGCAAAAUUCAGUGCUGCUUGUGCCCCCUGGCCUCACACAAUCGUUUCCCUCGCGCUCGGUGUGCGACUGGGGCCAAACAUCAACAUCAAGCCCUGUACAAUACAGCGCAAUGCCAUGUUUGCUGGAAAUGGUGUGUGUUCCUCUCAGUACCAGCUGGCUCCAGCUCCAGAACAAUGGCGGCCUCACCGUGUCCAACGACGCUCCCGCGGCGUCUGAGAUCCCGGGGCUCACGGCGUUGAACAACUUGGAAGGCUUGGAGGUAUCCAGUGGGAGUCUCUGCACGGUGCGCAACGUGACCAACGGCACGGCGAGUCCGGCGAGUCCGGCGCCAGCCGCAGCCUCGGUGCUGGCGCUGGUGCCGCAGGCGUGGAGCUCCAUAAAGUAUGGCUAUGAAACCGUGUCCGUGGAUCUAAACACCACCUUACAGCCGGCUUUGGAGCCAAAGGAUGGUGGUGCCCAUCCGGGCCGGGUGGCGCCCAUGCGCUUCUCUGCGUCAUGUGUCACGGACGUCUCCACCGUGUCAGUGGACUUCGAUGAGCUGACCGGGCUGGCGACGGCGCAAGGUUAUCGGAUUUUUCACCUGGACGUCCGUCAUGGCGUGCUGCAAAUCUCUCCAGAGGCGAAUUUGUCGCACCUCUUUGAUCAAAUCCAACUGAACCGCGUCAGGGCAGGCAUCCACGUGUCCUGCAGUAUUCUGGGACACUUCGGGUGGCAGGUGGGCGUUCCGGUUCCACCCAUCAAGGGCACGAUCAAGAUUUUGGUUCAAGACUCCACUUGCUGGAUUGAGCCCGAGGAGAGCCAGUACGGAUGGCAGCAGAUCAAGUCCUUCUCUGCCUCCGCAGAGGAAUGCAGAAAGGCCUGUCGUGCAGAUGGGCUUUGUGGUGUGUACAGCGUGGAUGCGGGGUGCAAGUUCUUAGCACCGUGCGGGCCACAUCCAGUGAAGGAGUGCACCACUUACACCAAAGUGGCUGAGAAAGUUACCAACUGUGGCCUGGGGUACCUUGAUACUGACCUCACGUCGUGA